AAUCUCUCCCACCCUCUCCUCUCCCUCCCCCACCCCCCUUCCCACCAUCACUGUAUGAGCUUGUUUCCUUCAUAUUCUCUCCAUCCUCACCAUUGAGAGGCAGAAGAAGUUGGGAUUCGUCGACACAGCUAAAAGGCUGAGCAAGUAUGGCAGCUGGAAGUGUAGCACCGAACACAAUCGUGCCUGAAGCCCUUAGGGAAGGCAACUAUGAAAAUUGGAGAACUUGUAUAAAACGGUAUUUGGUGGCUCAAGAUCUUUGGGAAGUGGUGAAAAACAUCAGUACUAAACCUAGCAAAAAUGAAGAUCCAGAAACAUAUUUAUCUUGGAAAAAGAAGAAUGCCAAGAGUUUACAUGCUAUUCAAAUUUCAUGCAGUCCAAACAUGCUUUCUCAUAUCAGGGAAUUCUCAAUAGCCAAGGAAGCUUGGGAUUUCCUGGCCAAAAUGCACAACCCGUCAUUGAGCAGAGGAGUUAGCUCACAUAAUAUUUCAAAACAGAGCUCAGAAAACACGAGCUACUAUCAGUAUGAGAGCCUAAUAAAGGCUUUGGAACAUGGAAAUUGGUAUGUUAUAGAAACCCUCAUUCGAGCCUGCCCAGAUAUAUUAAGGGAAAAAAUUUCAAGCACAGGCCAGACGGCUCUUCAUAUUGCAACUCAAUCUGGAAAUGUAAAGAUUGUGGAGAAGUUGGUGGAGAAAAUGGAUAAAGAGGACUUGGAACUGAAAGAGGAACUGGCACAAUUCACACCACUUGCUCUGGCUUGCUUGGACGGAUUCAUUGAGAUAGCACAGUGUAUGAUUCAUAAGAACCCAAGAUUGGUUUGCAUUGUCAAUGAGGAUGGCAAUCUCCCAGUUUUACUUGCUGCUAUGCGAGGGAAAAAGGAUAUGACACGUUUCCUUUACUCUGUCACUCCGUCUGAAGAGCUAGCUCCAGAAAAAGGCCCUAAUGGUGCAACUCUUGUUAAUACUUGUAUUGUUAAACAAAUGUUGGAUAUUGCUUUGGAUAUCCUGGAGAGGUACCCACGUUUGGCCAUUUCUUCUGGCAAGGACAAUUUCACCCCCAUCUAUGUAUUGGCUCAAAUGCCUAGGUUAUUCCCAAGUGGAGGCCGCCUUUGGUUUUGGCAACGUUGGAUAUACUACUGUACAAAUGUGCGAUUACGUCGUGCCCAUGAUCAGAUUCCUACAUACAUUGGUGAAAACAGCAGCCAACAGUCACGUCAAUCAGACAACAUUAUUGUGAAUGUGUUUAUUGCAGUACUAAAUCAAUUGCAUGGAAUGGUUUCACAUGUCCUAGACUUUCUAGGAAUCAAGAAUAUGCAUGCUAAAAAGUUGAGGAAUCGUCAAGCCAUCAAGCUGCUAAAGUGCAUUUCUUGUACAAUAAAAAACUUAAAGGUCGAGCAGCUUGAUGAGUCUCUGGUGUACCAAGCAAUCAUCCAGGCUGUCAAGCAUGGGAUCGUUGAGUUUAUCACUGAGAUAAUUGAUUCUAAUCCUGAUUUACUGGCCAGUGAAGAUUUCAGUAAAAGAAACAUAUUUCUCACUGCUAUUUUACAUCGACAAGAAAAGAUUUUUGGCCUUCUACAUCGCCUAGAUAAUUUGAGGAGAAUACAAAUGAUAUCUCAUGUAGAUAUGUUUGAAAAUAACAUGUUACAUUUGGCUGGAAUGCUAGCACCCCCCCGUCAGCUUGAUGGUAUAUCAGGUGCAGCUCUGCAGAUGCAAAGAGAAUUGCAAUGGUUUAAGGAAGUGGAGAGUGUUGUGCCGCAAACAUUUAAGGAUGUUAUGAACAAAGAUGGGAAAAAGCCAGGUGACUUGUUUACUGAGCAGCAUGCUAGCUUGAUGAAAGAUGGGGAAAAAUGGAUGAAGGAGAUAGCCAACUCUAGUACAUUCGUAGCUGCUCUCAUUGUUACCAUCAUGUUCUCUGCAGCCUUUACUGUUCCUGGAGGCACUGAUGAGAAAACAGGAAUGCCCAAAUUCCUAAAGGAUCCUUUGUUUAUGCUCUUUAUAAUUUCAGAUGCAAUAUCACUCUUUUCUGCUACUACUUCAGUAUUGAUGUUCCUAGGCAUCAUGACAUCACAAUAUGCAGAAAGCAAAUUUCUCACACGGUUGCCCACAAAGUUGAUAAUUGGUCUUUCCGCCCUUUUCUUCUCUAUUGCAGCCAUGAUGAUAUCAUUUAGUGCUGCCCUUGCUAUUUGGCUAAACGAACAUUCUACUAAAUUUGUUAUACUUCCUCUCAUUCUACUUGCUAGUAUUCCAGUCACCCUCUUCGCGUUGCUGUUGUUUCCGUUGCUUGUUGAGAUUUUCAUUUCAACAUAUGGACCAGGCAUCUUUGACAGGAGAAUAGAGCGUUGGUACUAGGUUUUCAGCAUGCAUGGGCUUGCCCUCUAAAGAAAGCUUGAAAGAAAUUUAGAGACAUUAUCGUUUAUUAAUUCCAGAUUUCUGGAGUUGAUGGUGAGUAAAUAUGUGUAAAAGACUUCAUAGUUUUCAUAUAACAAGUUCUAAUUUAUUAGCUUUUGGACAAGUUUUCUUUGAUUGUGUGAAAUGUUUUUGAAUUUCCAUCACUACUGUAACCAUCAAAUUUAUGUAUGCUAUGUUUACAACUUGGUUGUA
Molecule: messenger RNA, 2597 nt
Organism: Vitis vinifera (wine grape)
Lineage: Eukaryota; Viridiplantae; Streptophyta; Magnoliopsida; Vitales; Vitaceae
Product: ankyrin repeat-containing protein ITN1
Exons: 9
Coding region: 147-2345 (732 amino acids)
Molecular function (GO): protein binding
Source: RefSeq, a predicted model, not a curated record